AUGCUGUUACUCCAGCCGCAAAUAUCUUCAAAUUCACAAGGAACGAUGAUUAGCUAUCAUGAAGACAUGGGCGACACUUUAACACGGCCAUUAUGGCCUUCCGGCAAAGAACAUCUAUUGGUAUUCAACGUGUCAGUGAAGAGAAAAGACGAUGGAUUGUUAAUCCGUAGUCGAACUCGUGCACCAGCUGGGCCACCUUCAUGGGUAACUGUUGAAAGAGAACGUCUCGAGUGGAAGAAGCGCAGGUAUAUCUACGAUUACAAACAAACGCCAUCGAAUAUCCAAAUCUCACGAUACAAUAAUGAUAUUUAA
This is a messenger RNA of Angiostrongylus costaricensis, 312 nucleotides long. The record is from the annotation of a GenBank genome assembly. NCBI's taxonomy places the organism in Eukaryota, Metazoa, Nematoda, Chromadorea, Rhabditida, Metastrongylidae.